Triticum aestivum (bread wheat) is the source of this 2121-nucleotide messenger RNA. RefSeq names its product T-complex protein 1 subunit beta. The transcript is spliced from 11 exons. Gene Ontology annotation, molecular function: ATP binding; ATP hydrolysis activity; ATP-dependent protein folding chaperone. Gene Ontology annotation, biological process: protein folding. The record is from RefSeq and is a predicted model, not a curated record. NCBI's taxonomy places the organism in Eukaryota, Viridiplantae, Streptophyta, Magnoliopsida, Poales, Poaceae. Bases 199 to 1776 code for a protein of 525 amino acids. Gene Ontology annotation, cellular component: cytosol; chaperonin-containing T-complex.
UGGCCCAUACGCGGGCUGCUGUGUGACGCUGCUGUGCCAUCGCGCUCGCUCCCGUGGACGCGCCCCGUUUAAGCAAGCCCUAGACUGCUGCUGCUGUGUGUCUUCCUCUGCUCCGCACCGCCGCCUCUGCAGCCUCCCCGACGACGAGAUCCACCCGCCCUCAACCUCUCCCUCGCCUCCGCCUCGCCCGUCCCCGAGAUGGAGAGGGUGCUCAAGGAUGACGCCAUCCAGGAGAAGGGCGAGCGCGCCAGGAUGGCAUCUUUCGUAGGUGCCAUGGCGAUUGCAGACUUAGUCAAGACCACAUUGGGACCAAAAGGAAUGGACAAGAUCCUUCAGUCCACUGGCCGUGGGCGGAGUGUCACCGUUACAAAUGAUGGCGCUACCAUUUUGAAGUCACUUCAUAUCGACAACCCUGCUGCCAAGGUCCUUGUUGACAUCUCAAAAGUCCAAGAUGAUGAAGUUGGUGAUGGAACAACUUCUGUUGUUGUUUUGGCUGGAGAACUGUUGAGGGAGGCUGAAAAGUUGGUUAACAUGAAGAUUCAUCCGAUGACUAUAAUUGCAGGUUACAGAAUGGCUGCUGAGUGUGCCAGAAAUGCGUUGCUGAAAAGGACCAUGGACAACAAAGACAAUACAGACAAGUUCAGAUCAGAUCUCAUGAACAUUGCCAUGACUACGCUUAGUUCAAAAAUUCUCUCCCAGGACAAGGAGUAUUUUGCUGAACUUGCAGUUGAUGCUGUCCUCAGGCUUAAGGGUAGCACCAACUUGGAAUCAAUCCAAAUUCUGAAGAAACCGGGAGGUUCUCUUAAGGAUUCCUUUUUGGAUGAAGGGUUCAUUCUUGAUAAGAAGAUUGGCCUUGGUCAACCAAAGCGAAUUGAAAACGCUAAUAUUCUGGUUGCGAACACUGCUAUGGACACAGAUAAAGUUAAGAUUUAUGGGGCACGUGUCCGGGUGGAUUCGAUGGCUAAGGUUGCAGAUAUUGAAGCUGCUGAGAAACAGAAAAUGAGAGAGAAAGUUCAGAAAAUCAUUGGCCAUGGGAUCAACUGCUUUGUCAACAGGCAGCUAAUCUACAACUUCCCUGAAGAACUUUUUGCUGAUGCUGGCAUCCUCGCAGUUGAGCAUGCUGACUUUGAGGGCAUCGAGCGGCUAGCUCUUGUCACUGGUGGUGAUAUUGCAUCAACUUUUGACAACCCAGAGUCUGUUAAGCUUGGGCACUGCAAGCUCAUCGAAGAGAUUAUGAUUGGAGAGGACAGGCUGAUUCAUUUCUCCGGGGUUGCGAUGGGGCAAGCAUGCACAAUUGUCCUCAGAGGAGCAAGUGAGCAUGUACUUGAUGAGGCGGAGAGGUCCUUGCAUGAUGCCCUAUGUGUGCUUUCUCAGACGGUAACUGACACGCGUGUCAUAUAUGGUGGUGGAUGGCCUGAGAUGGUGAUGUCCAAGGAGGUGGAUGAACUUGCAAGGAAGACCCCUGGGAAGAAAUCUCAUGCGAUUGACGCCUUUUCACGCGCCCUGCAAGCCAUCCCAACAAUCAUUGCUGACAAUGCUGGUCUGGAUAGUGCUGAGCUGAUCUCCCAGCUCCGAGCCGAGCACCACAAAGUGAACAGCACUGCUGGAAUUGAUGUCAUCAGCAGCGGGCUGGGAGACAUGCAGAAGCGCGGGAUAUGUGAGGCGUUCAAGGUGAAGCAGGCCAUCGUCCUGUCUGCGACCGAGGCCGCGGAGAUGAUCCUGAGGGUCGACGAGAUCAUAACCUGCGCCCCGCGCAGGAGGGAGGACAGGAUGUGAGCGCUGUCUCGAUGCGGCGCUCUCGUAUGUAUGAUGGUUUGCCGAGUUUUGGCUGGGUUGCUGUGGUCCACGACUGCUUUAAAGUUUGACCGACUCCAUUUCGAUUGUCGUUGAACCCUGACCCCUAAGCGACUGGAACUUGUAGCUGCUAGCGUUGUUCUGUAGGGAGUGGCUUGGUUUUCUUUCAGUUGAUUUUCCACUAGAGGAUAUAGUGAUUUCUAAGUGUAACCUUGCAUUUGCUGUACUUUGUUGGUUAUCUAUCAGCCGUUGCUAUUUGUGUGUUGGACACGACACAUGUAUGGCAGAAUCGGUCCCAAUUUUGAUUGUGAUGAGUUGUGCAACAAA